This is a messenger RNA of Cyphomyrmex costatus, 1638 nucleotides long. RefSeq names its product motor neuron and pancreas homeobox extra-extra (gene exex). Gene Ontology annotation, cellular component: nucleus. Bases 1 to 1638 code for a protein of 545 amino acids. Gene Ontology annotation, biological process: spinal cord motor neuron cell fate specification; central nervous system development; neuron projection morphogenesis. Gene Ontology annotation, molecular function: sequence-specific double-stranded DNA binding; DNA-binding transcription factor activity, RNA polymerase II-specific. The transcript is spliced from 3 exons. Lineage: Eukaryota; Metazoa; Arthropoda; Insecta; Hymenoptera; Formicidae. The record is from RefSeq and is a predicted model, not a curated record.
AUGGCAGCUAUGCAUUACAACGCGCAGAUGGUCUCAGAAGACUUGCAUCAGCAUCCGCGACAUCUCUAUAACCUUCAACAAAGACUACAAGAUCCUGGAUCUUCGCCUAGAUCGGAAGACGCCCGGUCGCCACUGGACAGUCGAGUAAGAUCGCUCGAAGAAGUGCGUUUCGUGGGUGCCAGAUCACCAGACGUGGAAGACAGAGUAAUCAGAUAUCACGAAGAUGCCGGAAGUAAACGUUUCCCUAAAGACCAUACGGGUCCAGUUUUUUUCCAGGACUCGGAGAACUCUUCCAGAAAAUGUUUCAGCGAUGAAAUAGCAACGAAUCGUUGUCGUGAGACAGAAAGUUCUCCUGGAAGGACAUCCUCGCCGCAAAAUUACAUCCUCAGCUCAUCCAAUCAACACAAUAGCUCCAUUGGUAAAACGUCCUUCUGCAUCGAUGCACUUCUGGGUCGCGCCACGAAGCAGAAUGAGAUAGAACAGUCAUCGGCCGAUCGACAAAAAUCGUUCUCCAGAAAUCACGGUGUCCAGUCUGAUGGUCUGAAUCUUGGUAGCAUUCAAGAACGGGAAUCUCCCAACGCAAUAAGAUACUCUGGAGAUCAAAGAACCGCCUUGAGAAACUCUCUAAAUCCUUUCAUUCAACAUCAUGAAUCGGAUUCGCCCAGUUUGGAAACUCGAGAGAAACACUCCUCCAAUCGCGAGACUGUUCUUGGUCUCCAUUCCAGUGAUUCCGGCAUGUCUAUCCAAAGGGGCCAGUUCAGGCCUGAAACGGGGACCAGUAACUAUCGGAACGACCGGUUGGAAAACGUUGAAGAUGAUACGUCGGUCGACGUGGAUCCGACGCGAACCGGAAGCGCCAGUCCCGGAAGUAACGCAAGUCGCAGUCCUGCUUCUAGUCCUCCAAUAUCCCCCGGUUCAGAAGAUCCGUCCAGUAACGGAGUACUAAGCCAUCAGAGUCUUGCGUCCGGGCCCUACGGCGUGGGUGCAGCGGUGGUCAGACAGAAUCAGGGCCUUCUACUGCAUCCCGCGGGACCACUCAUUCAUCCCGGAGGAUUAUAUUAUCAUCCGGCCGGCGGUAGCGCCUUCCACUCGAUACACAAGGAGGGUCAACCGGUCGGCCAUCCCCAAUCCGGAGGGCCUCAUCCUCAGCAGCAUCACAUCCAUCCACUCCAGCUCGAGUGGUUUGCUCGGACCGGCAUGUUAUACCCGAGACUUCCCGCGGAUUUGGCCGGUUGCGCGGCACAACAUGCAUUGCUGGGUAAAACCAGAAGGCCCAGGACCGCCUUUACAUCCCAGCAGCUCCUUGAAUUGGAGAAGCAAUUCCGACAGAAUAAGUACCUCAGCAGACCGAAGAGGUUCGAGGUCGCGACGUCGCUGAUGCUCACGGAAACGCAGGUAAAAAUCUGGUUUCAAAAUCGCCGGAUGAAAUGGAAGCGCAGUAAGAAGGCACAGCAGGAAGCUCGUUCGAGCGGAAAGGUCGACGAAGCUGGAAGCACGAGGAGCACUGAGAGGGACACUGGAAGUGACGUCAGUGUGAAUGCACCCGGAACACCGGAGGACUCUAGAGGAACGCUUCAAGAAAGUCAGAGAACUGGAACGGAUCUCCAAGAACCCUUGUAUCGGCCUUAUGUGGUCUAA